AGCUUUCACAUGUAAAAUGGGAAUGGCAGUAAUAAGACUUCCUUAUAAGGUAUAAUAUUGUACAUUUUGUGAGGAUUAAAUGAGUUAAUACAAAUAUAACACUAUAUUAUAUUGAUAUUGUUAGAUAUUAUUAUUGAAAUUGCUAAAUUAUUUGAUAGUUUUACCCAAAGUUGAGAUUAGUCUUGAUCACUUAUAAAUAAUUUUUAUCUUUAUGAUUAGCCUUUUCAGAAUUCUUUAGCUCAUCAUUAAUGACUGUUAUUCUCAUAGCAUUGGAGGUGUUGUACUGGUAAACCUGUCAGGGUCUGAAAAAUCUGCUGGAAGAGAUACAAUAGGUUCCAUUUGGUCUCUUGCUGGAGCCAUGCUCUAUGCUGUCUAUAUUGUUAUGAUUAAGAGAAAAGUAGAUAGAGAAGACAAGUUGGAUAUUCCAAUGUUCUUUGGUUUUGUAGGUUUGUUUAAUCUGCUGCUCUUAUGGCCAGGUUUCUUUUUACUUCACUAUACUGGAUUUGAGGACUUCGAGUUUCCCAAUAAAGUAGUAUUAAUGUGCAUUAUCAUUAAUGGCCUUAUUGGAACAGUACUCUCAGAGUUCCUGUGGUUGUGGGGCUGCUUUCUUACCUCAUCAUUGAUAGGCACACUUGCACUAAGCCUUACAAUACCUCUGUCCAUAAUAGCUGACAUGUGUAUGCAAAAGGUGCAGUUUUCUUGGUUAUUUUUUGCAGGAGCUAUCCCUGUAUUUUUUUCAUUUUUUAUUGUAACUCUCCUAUGCCAUUAUAAUAAUUGGGAUCCUGUGAUGGUGGGAAUCAGAAGAAUAUUUGCUUUUAUAUGCAGAAAACAUCGAAUUCAGAGAGUUCCAGAAGACAGUGAACAGUGUGAGAGUCUCAUCUCUAUGCACAGUGUUUCUCAGGAGGAUGGAGCUAGUUAGCUGUUUGUUGUCUGUAGCCCAGCUUGAUAAUGGAACUAUACAGCGAAGAGACAAUCUCUGGCAAGUUUUUGUAGAAAAAAUGUUUCAGUGCCUAGUCUGAAAAAUAACAGUUUCAGUUCUUUGAAACUCUAAAAUAUAUUUUUCUCAUACCUGUUUUCUUCAUUUUCAUAAUGAAGCACUUUGCUAUGUAGCUGUGUACAUAUCACUACAGUUAUAGGAAGUUUCAGUCUACAGUCCAUCCAAAGGACCAACCUGCCUUACACAUCUCAAGGAAUUCAGCUGUUGAAAUCAUUUGAACUAAUCAAGGAAUAAAUCCUAAUGUUCUGGGACUUUAUUUUCACACGUUAAAUGCUGGAAUAUAUU
Gorilla gorilla gorilla (western lowland gorilla) is the source of this 1282-nucleotide messenger RNA. Its product is annotated as solute carrier family 35 member F5. Gene Ontology annotation, cellular component: membrane. Lineage: Eukaryota; Metazoa; Chordata; Mammalia; Primates; Hominidae. The coding region runs from base 359 to 919 and encodes 186 amino acids. The transcript is spliced from 7 exons. The record is from RefSeq and is a predicted model, not a curated record.